Aspergillus pseudotamarii is the source of this 1431-nucleotide messenger RNA. RefSeq names its product cytochrome P450. Gene Ontology annotation, molecular function: oxidoreductase activity, acting on paired donors, with incorporation or reduction of molecular oxygen; heme binding; iron ion binding. NCBI's taxonomy places the organism in Eukaryota, Fungi, Ascomycota, Eurotiomycetes, Eurotiales, Aspergillaceae. The record is from RefSeq and is a predicted model, not a curated record. The transcript is spliced from 7 exons. The coding region runs from base 1 to 1431 and encodes 476 amino acids.
AUGGAUACGCUGCGGGUUUUGGCAAUCGCUAGCGGCGUGGCCACGCACCUUCUCCUUUAUCGAGUUGGCGAAUGGGAUGUUAAAGCGCCUAGUAUCGUGAGAACAUAUAUCUUACUUAGCGCAAUCCUCUUCUAUGCGGAACGUGCAGCUUUACUGGACAGUUUCUCGAUUGAUGCGCCUCCGAAAUGGGCAGCUACAGUCACUGUAUAUCACAUUCUUGGAGUCUACGCUAGUUUGCUCUUUUAUCGCGCUUUUUGGCAUCGUCUUUGUGGAUAUCCUGGACCAUUCCUCGCCAGACUUUCAAAUUUCUACGUCACUUCACUCUCUGCUAAGAAUCUGCAUCUCUACGAGGAGGUUCAAAAGCUGCAUCAACAAUAUGGCGACUAUGUUCGACUAGCACUGCGCGAUUAUGAACCACGUGUUUCUCAUUACGCCGAGCAGCUUCUCGACACCGUCCGGAAGAAUCUUGGCAAGCCAAUGGAUAUGUCGAAGUGGUUUAAUUACUACAGCUUCGAUGUCAUGGGCGAUCUGUCGUUUGGGAAUUCCUUUAACAUGCUGGUUGGCGGGAAAGAUACAUACUUUUCGACGCAGUUACAUGCAGAUAUGAAGAGUAUUGGGCUGUUUAGUCACCUGACAUGGCUGUUUCCGUUUUUCAAAAGAAUCCCUAUCCUCAAUUCUGACUAUCUCAAAUUUUGGAACUGGGUUGGAGGCAGAGUGGAGGAAAGAAUUAUGAAUAAUCCAGAUCGUCCUGAUGUGUUUUCUUGGAUCCUUGAUGCUUAUCAGAACGGCCCCAAGACAAAGCAGGAUCACCUUGACCUACACGGUGACGCUUACUUGAUUAUCGUUGCAGGAAGUGAUACUACUGCUGCCACCUUGACGAGUCUGUUCUUCCAUCUCGCCGCCGACCACACGUGGCAAACAAAGCUCCAGGAAGAACUAGACGCAUUGCCUGAUUUAACCCAGGAGAAGCUGACAGGUGUCAAAUUACUGGAUGCCCUUAUCAAUGAGACACUGAGAUUGCAUCCUGCCGUACCAUCUGGCACCCAACGAAUGACGCCUCCGGAGGGUCUCCAGAUUGGUAAUAAGUACAUUCCUGGUGACGUGAUGGUAUGCAUUCCGACACACACACUGUUCCGAGACGAACGAGCCUUUGUCCGGCCUAAUGAGUUUCUUCCAGAGAGGUGGAUGACCCAGCCGGAACUAGUAAAAGAUGCAUCCGUCUUCAUCCCAUUCAAUGCCGGCCCCUAUUCCUGCGUUGGGAAGCAACUUGCCCUGAUGGAGCUCCGCCGUGUGACUGCCGAGAUUCUAACGAGAUAUCAUGUUGAAUUUGCUCAAGGGCAAACCACUGAGGACUUCCUGAAUGAAUGCGAAGUUAUCAAAGGCAUAAACCACCGGAUGUACGGCGACUUGCGCCUUAUUUGGGGUGGAUAA